Molecule: messenger RNA, 6306 nt
Organism: Vollenhovia emeryi
Lineage: Eukaryota; Metazoa; Arthropoda; Insecta; Hymenoptera; Formicidae
Gene: Rgl
Product: ral guanine nucleotide dissociation stimulator
Exons: 6
Coding region: 2413-4554 (713 amino acids)
Biological process (GO): Ras protein signal transduction; positive regulation of GTPase activity
Cellular component (GO): plasma membrane
Molecular function (GO): guanyl-nucleotide exchange factor activity
Source: RefSeq, a predicted model, not a curated record
CCGGGAAAGUCGAGAGUUUUCAUCCCCGAGAGGGAGACUCGUCGCGCCCCUGGGGUCUCUUCUCCAAAAUUUGGCGCCAUUCUGGCACCUCAGCGUCGAGCUUUGAGGCGCAUCGAUCCGUCCCUGGAUACCCUCUCCUCAACAAAAGCCGAGGGGAGCACCUCCGUUACAACAAAUGGCGGUACCGUCGUAAGUACCUGCUCCCCACCCCGUGCCUCGUCAUGGUGGGAAAAAGUCCGUCACACACCGGCACACAUCUCCGGCGUGACGGUGGUUGCCACACAGUCGCACACCGAGGUCCGAUCCGCGAGGGAAGCUCGCGGGAUCCGAAUCGGCUCGGCCCGCAAUUUUCCCGGCGCGUCGCGGCCUCACGCGCGCGCGUCCCCCGGUCCCGCCUUGAGGGUUUCCUUUCGCAAUCUGAAGAGCGGGGACCCCCGUGCGGCGGUCCCCCGGUCUCCCUGUACCGUACCGUACCGUACCGUGCCGUUCCGUUCCGUUCGCGGGGAACGGCACUCGCUCGCUGGGCCGAAAGAGAGAGAGAAGUCGCCGCCCGCCCGUUCGUUCGUUCGUUCGUUCGUUCGCGUUCGUUCGCGCGCGUUCGUCUCGGAAAUACCGCGACGUCGCAAGUGCAUUUUCGGAGCAACGGGGAAUCACGCAGUGAAUCGUGAAGUGAGUGAAAUUCCGAGGGGAGGUUCGAAGGGCGAGCGACGGAGGAAGAGGGAGGGGGAGGGAGAGAAAGAGAGAGAGGAGCGACGACAUGCUCGGAGGUGUCGUUGACGUUUCGUGUGUCAGUGUCCUCUCUCGGGCUCUCUCGCGCCUGCACUUGCCGCAUUGUUCUCCAUCUCUCUCUCUCUCUCUCUCUCUCUCGCUUCCUCUCGCUCGCUCUGGCUCUCGUGAGAGUGCGCGAAGGGAGCGACCUGAGGGGGGGGGGGGUCUCAAGUACUCCGCGAGGGUACUCCGAGACGUUGCGACUAUGUCAACCGAUAGAGUCGUAGUUUAUAGUGCACUUCUAAAAAUUGUAGAGUACGAUUGCUACUGUUCUCCUCAGAUCCUUGAGGCUGUCUCUCUCUUUCUCUCUUUCUCGACGUGACAGGAUAUCCCUAUCCGACCGCUGUAUUCCUAUGUCCCUAGAGAUUUACUAUAGUCUCUAUCGCUUCGCGUAGCUAUUCUUUUAUGAGAGUCCGAUGACAUGUUGACAAACAUGCAUCAAGUAUGACAGUACUUAGAGUCGUAUGAGAAAGAGUUAUCUAAUCUCGGCUAUUAUUAACGGCGCUCUUUUUUUUACUUUCCUUACGCGCACGUAUGAGAUACUAUUCGUAUCCGAUUAUUAUCCGAUGUAAUUACAUCGCGGUCCUCGGUCAACCGUUAUUUUUGUAAUCCCUCGUAUUAAAGUUCCUUCACAGUUAAAAUUUGAGAGGGUGAAACCGACAAUUUAAAUGACGAUAUCCAUUCAGCUAUUAUUUUUGUAAUUUUUCAACUGACGUUUCUUUAUUAUUCAAAUUUCCUCGUAGUUCAAAUCUUUAAGCGUAACAUCGAUAAUUUCAUUUGUCCAACGUAUUUUGUUAAUUAUUAUGCGCUCGGCAAAAUUUCCCAAUAGUUACAAUUUUGGGGAAGUAAUAUAUCAAGACGGUUAAAAGUGAAAUUUGUAUCCAAUAAAGAAGUAAAAAGGCUGUCAAAGAGCGUACAAUUUAAAAGCAGAAGAAAUCACAAUCUUAUUAAUAAAAUUGAAACUACUUUUACUUAUGCGUCUGUAAAGUCGAUUCGUACGCGUUAUCACCCGGUCCAGUAUUAUUUCCGAAUUCUUCGCCUCUACCAUUAUCUCUCUCCGUUGUCAAUCGACACUCUAAGUUUGCGUGUAAAAUACACUGCCUUUAUCAUCAAAAUACACUUUUGUUCGCUCUCAAUUACCAUUGCGCAUUUUUUCCACUUAACAUAGAGUCAUUAGUUUUCAAAGUGUCCGAGACUUUUGACCCCGUAUAACGGCCCUCUCUUCAACGUGUACUCCAUUCCUCCCUUGACUCUACUACCGCUUCGAGACAACUUCAAAUCCACCUGGAGGCCUCACAAGCGUCCUCCCUCUUCUCCCCUCACGCUUCAAUUUUCCCUCAAAAGCGGCGUUCUGUGCCAGAGGAAGCAGACAGUCGUAAAAGGGGGGAAGACGGUACUCUUCGGCGUCGUGCGGCGCGAUGCUGGAUGACAGAUUAGACCCGGAGCGGCUAUCACAGGUUGAGUCCCUCGGGAACGGUCCCGCUUGGGGGGCAGGCUUCGGCGCAGAAUGACGAGCGCCGCCGGCUCGUGCUGCUGUUGCUGCUGCCGGAAGCGUAGCCGCGAAGAGGAGCAACGAACAGCCCGGCGACGAAGACGACGACGACGGGCGACGAGUUCGCGUCCCUCUAGCGCCAGCGGGGGGCUAUGAGCGCUGACAAUGGGGACGAAUCCUUGCCCACGUGGCGUUUAUGGGGCGAGGAAAGGGGCGACGGCGUCAUAUACACGGUAUACCUAAAGAAGGUCCGAUACCACCGGCCCACGAGAAGUCUCUCAGCAUCGGAUUCUGACGACGAGAUCUCGCACUUGGAAUGGGAGACGGUGAGGGUGCGCUUCUUGAAGGCCGGCACGGUGCAGCGGCUGGUCGAGAGCCUGGCGAACGACGACGGCGAACUGGAGUCCACCUACAUAAACAUCUUCCUGGCGACGUACCGGGCGUUCACCAGCCCGCGUGAGGUGCUCGAGCUGCUGCUCGCGCGCUACGACGCCCUGGAGGGGAGCGCCGGCUGCGAGCAGCACCGCAAGACCCUGGUCCAGGCCCUGCACGUCUGGCUGGACGCUUACCCGGGUGACUGGAAGUCAUCCCCCAGUUAUCCCCUGCUCACCAGGCUACUCGAGUUCACGCAGCAGCGCCUCCUCGGCUCCGAGCUUGAGCUUAAGGCCAAGCACCGACUGCACCGGUUCCAGCGGGAGGAUCAGAUAGACUCCUGCAUGGUGUACGACAAUGGUCGACUACCCACGCGCGGUUCCCCGGAUCCGAUGGCGGAUCACUGGGGGAACUACAUCUUCCCCGAGGUGCCCCACCGUCACUUCGCCGAGCAGCUGACCCGCAUGGACGCAGAGGUGUUCAAGAAGCUGGUCGCCCAUCAGUGUCUCGGCGCCGUGUGGUCCAGGAAGGAUCGUUCCAGGAGCCACGAGGCCGCCACGGUGCUGGCAACCGUAAACCAGUUCAACGCCGUCUCCCUGCGAGUGAUCUCGACGAUCCUGACGGACACGACGCUCAAGUCGCAGGAGCGCGCCAGGAUCCUCGAGACGUGGAUCGACGUGGCGCAGGAGUUGCGAGUACUAAAGAACUUCAGCAGUCUGAAGGCGAUCGUCUCCGGCCUCCAGAGCAAUCCGGUGUAUCGGCUGGAGAAGUGCUGGCAGUGCAUGCCACGGGAGAAGCACGAACUCUUCCGCGAACUCGAGAGGAUAUUCUCGGAGGAGAACAACGCCUGGACGCAAAGGGAAUUACUCAUCAAGGAGGGCACUGCCAAGUUCGCCGAUACUGCCGGUAGAAGCGACAGGCAUCUGCAGAAGCUCUUUCAGAAACAGAAUACUCACGCGGGCAACAUUAGCUACGGCACGAUACCGUACCUAGGUACCUUCCUGACUGACCUCACCAUGAUCGACACUGCGAUACAGGACACGAUAGCCGACGGUCUCAUCAACUUCGACAAGAGACGGAAAGAGUUCGAGGUGCUCGCCAGGAUAAGGCUCCUGCAGGGCGCGGCGAACGCGUACAACUUCAGCACGGACCCCGUGUUCGAUCGCUGGUUCCACUCGGUGGUGGUGCUGGACGAUCGGGAAGCGUACAAACUCAGCUGCCAGAUCGAGCCACCACCAGGGAACACUCUCAAUAACCGCGGCAAGAAGAAACAGGGUCAUCAAGGUCACCGGAAGAACGACUCGAUCGCCUCGACGUCCAGUUCGAGCAGUUCGCAGUUUUACUGCGACCUCGACUCGCUCCCGAGCUCGCCGCACAACUCGCUGGACCGGCGCACCUCGCCGUCGCAGAUGUCCAGCUCGUCCUCGAGCUCGUCCCUGCCGUCCCUGGACGUGUCCCUGAGCUCCGGCGGCGGUGGCGGCCACCAGACUCGCCUGGCACCGCCGGCGGGCGCCGUGGUGGCCAACGGCAGCACUCCCAAUCUCGCCGGACUGUCCAGCCCCAGCCACUCGCACAAGAGCUCGCCGGAAUUCUACAUCAUUAAGAUCACCAUGGAGACGGACAACGUGGAAACGCAGGGUGUGGUGCUGUACAAGUCGAUAAUGCUGUCGAACAACGAGCGGACGCCGCAGGUUAUCCGGAACGCUAUGCUGAAGCUCGGCCUCGAGGGCAGUCCCGAUCAAUACACCCUGGCCCAGGUGCUACCCGAUAGGGAGAUGGUGCUGCCCAACUCGGCCAACGUCUACUACGCUGUAAAUACCGCGCACAAUCUCAACUUCAUACUGAGACAGAGGAGGGAGCCCAACGACGUGACCUCGGACAGUCCCAGGAGCAAGGGCAACGGACACAAUCACAAAAGGUAGUCCGGAGACCGAGCAGCCCGCAACAGGAGGAUCUCCGAAGUCUCCCGAUGAGCGGACCCGACAGAGUUCUCGGACAGUUACGCGAACUGCGCGAAAUUCGAUCGACGAUUGGUCCCCUGGUGAACGAGAGCGAAGUGGGGUCGAUAGGAAGACAAGUGCGACCACCACGAUCAGAUAUUAAACUGUAAUAUUACGCAGCAUUUGUUAACAUUUGAUAUUACGAUAUUGAGGCCAACGGUACGUUUAUGGUUGGUGCCGCCGAUAACAGUUGGCAAUAUUAAUAUUACUGAUUGGCACCAUCGAUACGCCGUUGCCGAUUAGUAAUAUUAACAGUACUACUUGCAUAAUAAUGCAAUUACAAUACAUAUCAAAGUAUUACAGCUUAAUACCCGGUUCGCCAUUAAGAUAUUCCAUUGUAAUUUAAAGAAAAAACGACGACUACUUAUUUAAUAGUUAUACAAUGUUACUCGCGUGAGGAAGCGACGAUGUCACAAUUAACGCAAUCGAUCGCGCAAUCCUCGCUCUCCCUCUCUCUCUCUUUCUCUCUUUCUCUCUCUCUCUCUCUCUCUUUCUCUCCGUCGCGAAUCGAAGAGCAAAGAGGGCGGAAUCUCACCGUAAUCGUGUUAAUUAAUUUGUUUAUUAAGAUUUACCAUGACAAACCCGGUCGCCUCGCCUCCCCGAGGCGACGCGAGCGGUCGAGCGACGGGCCGAGCGAGGUACGAUUAAGCGCGGUCACUCGUACGGCCGGAAGUGCGUAGGCUCACGCACGUAUCGCACACGCAUGCACGAGCGCACGUAUGCACGCCACGCACACACGCACGUAAUAACAAACGCACACGAGACUCGUACAGUAUUCAGAGGAGCAGGGAGCUCGGCACAGUUGCGCAACCGAGCGAGCUGUUCUAGCAUUAUUCUAGGCGCGCGUUUAGCGUGAGUCACACACGCGAGGUUCUUAUCGACGCCGCCGUGACGCAAACAAACGCCCGUAUUUUUGCCGCUCCCGGGGCAUCGCGACCAGGUGGAGCGUCCGCAUUGUUAAACGCAAUUUGCCUAAUCCGCUCUGCAAAGAGAUCACGCGGAGAUCGUCGAUCUGAUUAGAGUAACUGGGGAUUCACGAAUGUCCUUUCUCGCAGGGCCGGGGCACAAAGCGACGUAAUGGCUUUACGGCAGGACAUAAACGUAGACAGCGCACAAGCUUUCGCGUAAAUGUAAUGUCGUGUGUAAUUGGAAGUAAGUACGACAUGUGUCAAAGCUCGUCUCUUUGUGCUCCGACCCGCGGAUUACGAGGAGUGCGUUGGCGGCCACGUUUAGCGCUAAAUACGGCCGGUCGAGCGACAAUCGGCCCGACGUAAACGCGCCGACGAGAUAUUACAGGAAACGAUUGUGCGCUAAUUGUGCUCAAAUGGAAUUUAGAUUUUUACUUUCUCCCGCGCGUCACGGGGGAGCCGUGUGUCUUUUGCGCCCCCACUCGCCGACUGAUGUUUACGCUCGGCGAUGCUAACGAAAUAUGAUAAUCGUGUCGAGAUAGCAAGCACGUCCGUUUGUUGCGAGCACUAAACGUGCGGAGGUAGAAAUCAUAUACUACUGGACAGCGUAUUCCCGCCCGCCUUGUUCUAUUGUUCUGGCCGUUGCCGAGUUAAGGGACAAGGGUAGAGUCUCUUGCAAUGCGUACGACAGAGAAGUCUUCUCUCUAAAAGUCAAUCACUGAAAACAGUGACUAGUCACUGAUUUGCAGUUGCAAGUAUACUCUGG